Molecule: messenger RNA, 3764 nt
Organism: Dermacentor albipictus
Lineage: Eukaryota; Metazoa; Arthropoda; Arachnida; Ixodida; Ixodidae
Product: major facilitator superfamily domain-containing protein 6-like
Cellular component (GO): membrane
Source: RefSeq, a predicted model, not a curated record
UGUUUUCAUUCUCUCUCCGCCCCUAUCAGCCGCUCCAGCCAAGCUGCCGUUCUCCGAGCUGCCAGCAGCUGCGAUGUGCUCGUUCUCGGUGUGGUUUGCGAAAGCCGCCGCGAACGCUUCGUGAAUCGUGACGGCGUGUGUGUUUUUCCGUGUGCUACGACCGAGCAUUUUGGCCAACGGGAAGCGCUAGCUGCACCGGGCGACCAUGGGACGACGACGUGCGCCUGGCCGAACUACGCGCCGCCGCUACGCACUGCAGCGUCGCUUACCUGCGAUCGGAAACGCCGAAAGAACAACCACACCUACGCGCGUGUAGCCGGAGCAGUUCUGGCGUAAGACAGAGGAGUGUUCCGUCAGAAACCCGCAGUCGGCCCUCUGCCGUCUGCAGCCGAGCCGAGCCAUGAGCGUGUACAACGUGCGAUCGUCGCAGACGGUCGCCACCGCCUACUUCAGCCUGGACGCCGCCGCUCGGGCCUGCCUCGAUCCGUUCGUGCCCAUCUUCCUGCGUCACCACGGGCUGACCGCGCUGCAGGCGGGCGUCGUGCUCUCCGUGGCCGCCAUCUUGUCCGGGCUCUUCGUUCCCGCCGCGCUGUGGCUUCCCAGGUGGCGCCGCAACAGCUGGCGCUCCGUACUUCUGGCCAGCAGUGUCGUCUCGAUCGUCUGCUACCUGUCGCUGCUUGCGAUACCGCCGACGACGACGACUUCCGGCGGAAGCGAGUGGGUGUCGCCGUGUCGAGCGUACGAGUCGACGUCGUCUGCGUCGGCGCGCGGCACGCACACGGGCGUCGUCGUUGAUUCGACUGGUGGAUCGAUACCUUCGAUACCGGCGGGAGGGCACGUCAAAGGUGAAGGCGCUCAACACGGCGGCGGCAUUACUCGGGGAGGAGAAGCGAACAAUGGUAGCGGGAGGCCGCUUCCGGCGCCCUCUCCGACCUACGAGCAACUCCCCACGGCCGUGCCUCUAGUUGCCGACCCGGCUUUCCUUCUGUCUUCGCGUGGGGCGACGGCCGCAGUAGGACGAGUGCACUUGCGAGUUCGCAGGGCACCAAAUGUGUCGGAAGAAGAAAGCGACGCGGUCGCAGCUGCAACGACUCGGCGCCCGCCAGGUCCCGCGUCCCCUCCACUCGCGAACAACGGAUCUAAGGACGUGGCACAACCCCUAGACGAAGCUUCCAUACCGAUCAAGGACAAGAAGGGCAUGCCCACAGACCCGGAUUGUCAGGGCGAAGAGACGAGCCCGGACUGCCCUGUGGUUACUCACGUCGCGGAAGGCGACACUGGCGACGGCUCGCGGAUGAGCAGCGCCGACCCGUUCCUGGACGACGCCGCGCUGCUGCUCCUGGCCUCAGCCGUCGUGCUCGGUGGCUCCACGUUCGCGCUGGCCAAGUUUGUCGCGGACGAGUCGUACUUCGCCUUCCUGGACGAGAUCGACGCCACCGAGAAGUCUCGCAGCCACGAGACGUACGCGGCGGUCGUCACCGCCCUCGUGCUGGGCGCCGUCGCCAUCUUGGCCUCCCAGGCGCCCUGCCUGCCGCUGCCCACGUGGGGUUUCCAGGAGGUCUACCUUGCCGCCUUCGGGACGCUCGUGUUCGCCUCGCUCCCGCUGGCCGCCUUCUUUCCCGAGCCGUACCAGCCGCUUCGUCGCCAAGCGACCUCCGGAGCUUGCCGCGGCGUCGGGACAGUUCUCAAGAACCUCGAGGGAGCCCUGGUCGUUGGCGGCCUCUUCUUCCUGGGUGUCCUGACGGGCCUGGAGCAGACCUUCUUUAUGUGGCAUCUGGAGGAGACCGGCAAGAAGGUCGAGCUCGGCGUCGUGCUCAUGGCCAGGGCAGUGUCCAACGUUGCCUCGCUAUUCCUUCUGUGCGCCGGCGGCCUGCCCAGUCGCCUGCUGGCUUGGCUCGCCUUCGGCAUCGUCUGCGUCGCGGCCCGGUGCGCCUGUUACGUGCAGUCCGGCUGGGAGCUGGCGGCCGUGGCUCAGAUCCUGUCCCCACCUUCGACCGUUCUCGUGUGGGUCGCCUGCGAGCGUUGGUCGCGCCGCUCGUCGACGAGGCUGAGCACCGAGCGCGGUCUGCUGGUCGUCAUGCGCUGCUGCCACAACGGUUUGGGGUUCUGCGUCGGCGCCCUGUCCGGAGGCGGCGUCGCCUCCUGGCUGGGCGUCCGCACCGCGCUGGGUGCGGGCGCGGUGGUCGGGGUGCUCGGUGGACUGGCCAUGCUGGCCGCGAGCCGGUUCGUGUCCGCCCGCCCGCCCAGCUACGACCGGCUGCUUUGGGACCCGACGAGCGCCAACUCGGACAGCGAGUCCGAGGAAGAGCCCAAGAUGGCCGGUGAUGCCGGUGUGCCUAUUGCGGUGUCGCCUGUGGCGUCGUGAUCGCCUUCUUUGUCCCCCGGAUUCUGACGGGUCCGCGAACGGGCGUUGACGUUCUUCUCGGGAAAGAAUGUAGCGUGCUGCGGGUACACGCGUUUUUUUCUUUUUUUUCACGAGAUUCAAGCGCUUUGUAGUGAACGUGUGGAAAGACAGGGUUGUCAGUUGCGAAGGUGGAGCGGGAACAUACUAGUCGUCUUAUACUGCAUUGCCGAACACCUCGCAGCUUCGGGGCACCGCUGCAUACAACACGCGGAUAUCCAUUUGUGGCCGUGUCCGCAGACGUUUCAAAGUAAUGACGCCAUCAAGUUUCUCACACAUGUGGAUAUCGUUCUCUGGCUGUGUCUGCAGAUGUGUCAAAUAAAUCGCGCCAUCAAAAUUUAGCCGUACAAUAAUGACUACGUUGGCACAUGUGGCAUAUAGUGAUAUACAUAUCACGUUGCCGGAACCAUAGCCAUCUGACUCGGAAAAGUCUGAUCGUGGAGCUAAUUGUGGUGAAGGGUUCUUUGCUGUUUAAUAACUGUGGAGAGAAACGGAAAUGUCUGUUCAUUUGUGAAUGCGUUGGCAUGAGCCCACGUCACACAUUCAGUUUUGCCCGAGCACCAUUCGUCUGAUAUGUUUCUCUUAUUUUACGCUUUGUUCUUUCUGCUUUCUAAAACACCUACGCAUUUUGAAAGUUCAUACUCAUCUCACGUACACGCUUGUAACAUGUGUCGUCAUGUCCAUUGUUGGUUUCAUGUGUGAAUUAGUACUUGUUUCCGGCGUUGGAUAUAGCCGAAGCUUGCCCAACAUUCGACCGCGGAAACUGCGGAAACUUGCAACUCAUUCUUAGAGGACCUCACCUACUUCUUCCUAAUUUAUAGACGUGAUGGCACCAACAGGUUUCUUUAGCAUAGUCCGUAGUCUGAGAGUGUAAUGAUAUACGGAGCCCGCCUUAGCGCUCGUACAGGGAAGCCCCCUUCUGCAAACGCUUUCCCGUCAUGUGAAGUAUGCGCUGUUGAACUUGUCUAGUCCAGUCCACUAGUUGAGCCAAAGAACACAUACCAAUGCCGACGUGUACUGUAUCUACAGCAAUGCUGCACUUAGAUUACGCCAUCUGAAGGCCGCAUUUACAACACCGAAGUGAGAGACUGAUGCAUAAUUUCCUGGAACAAACCGGUGCGUUGGACAUCUGCGCCACCUCGCAUGCGUAGUGUCAUCCCGCGUGCAUAGCGCCAUCUGCCGUGCGGGCUGUCUUGAGCGCGCAUGUGGUAGAGUAACCUUGUGAUCGCACUGGAUGAUGAGGGAAGCGAGAACGAAUUCCUAAAGAACUCCGUUAGGAGAAAAUACCAAGUGCCUUUCCAGAGACUGCUCUUACGCCCACCUUGCGCACGAGUAAACAGCGCCACAAGUAUUUCUCCUUCUA